UAUUAAAGUUGUUAGUCACGUUGCUGUGCUUGGGGCUGCAGUGCGGCCUGGGCCAGACAGCUGCUGUCGAUCUGGAGAGCGCGAGCAGCAGCAGCAGCAGUGAAGCUACUCGCGAUUGGUGGCAGGUGGCACAGUUUUAUCAGAUCUAUCCACGCUCCUUCAAGGAUUCGAAUGGCGAUGGUAUCGGCGAUUUGCAGGGCAUCAUUUCCAAGCUAGAUUAUCUCAAGGAUCUGGGCGUUACGGCCACUUGGCUGUCGCCCAUUUAUACCUCGCCCAUGGCUGACUUUGGCUAUGACAUAGCCGAUUUCUUUGACAUUCAGGCGGAAUACGGCACUCUAACGGACUUUGAUGAGCUCAUUGCGGCUGCAAACGAACGUGGACUUAAGAUCAUACUCGACUUUGUGCCCAACCACUCGAGUGAUGAGAACGUCUGGUUCCAAAAAUCAGUGCGUCGCGAGAAGGGCUACGAGGAUUAUUAUGUGUGGCACGAUGGCUACUUGAAUGCCACCACUGGCCAGCGUGAACCGCCGUCCAACUGGCUGCAGGCCUUCCGAGGCAGCGCCUGGGAGUGGAACGAGCAACGUGGCCAAUAUUACCUGCAUCAGUUUGCUGUAAAGCAGCCCGAUCUUAACUAUCGCAAUCCCGCGGUGGUGGCCCAAAUGAAGCGCGUCCUCACUUACUGGCUGGAUCGUGGCGUUGCCGGCUUUCGCAUCGACGCCGUGCCCUGGUGCUUCGAGGUGGUGCCCGACGCUCAGGGUCGGUACCCUGACGAGCCGCUGAGCGGCUAUACGGAUGACCCAGAUGAUUCGUCCUACCUGAAGCACAUAUAUACCCAGGAUCAACCCGAAACCGUGGACAUGGUGUAUCAGUGGCGGCAGCUGCUCGAUGACUACAAGCGCAUACAUGGCGGCGAUACGCGCGUCCUUAUGGUGGAGACCUAUUCGGCCGUGGACUAUGUAAUGAAGUUCUAUGGCAAUCGCACCACAAAGGGCGCUCAAAUACCCUUCAAUUUUCAAUUUAUUGUCGGCGGGCAAGGCGAUAAGAACAACACGGAACUGAAUGCUGUCGGCUUUGUGAAGAUCAUUAAUAGCUGGCUAAGCCAGAUGCCAGCGGGCCAGACAGCAAACUGGGUGAUGGGAAACCAUGACCAGCGUCGCGUGGGCAGUCGCUAUGGAGAGGAUCGCAUCGAUUUGAUGAAUAUGCUGCAAAUGUUUUUGCCUGGGGUGAGCAUUACGUACCAGGGUGAGGAGUUGGGCAUGACGGAUCUGGAUAUAAGCUGGGAAGACACGCGUGAUCCGGCUGCCUGCAAUUCUAAUGAGAACAUUUACGAGCAGUUCACGCGAGAUCCCGCCAGAACGCCCUUCCAGUGGAGCAGCGAGCAGAACGCUGGCUUCUCCAGCAACAGCACCACCUGGCUGCCCAUCAAUCCGAACUAUGUGACCGUCAAUGUGGAGACAGAGAGUGCCGCCAACUCCAGUCACCUCAAGCUGUACAAGCUGCUCGUGCAGCUGCGUCAGUCCAAGACACUCCAGUACGGAGCCACUCGUUAUGCAGCCGUCAACGACAACGUAGUGGCCAUCAAGAGAUCGUUAAGUGGACAGCCCACCUAUGUGCUAGUUGCCAAUGUGCUGGGUACCAGUGUCAGCGGCGUAGACGUGGCCAGCGCGCUCUAUGCCUCCGGCAGCUACAAGAUUACGCUGCUCAAUCCGCAAGCCCAGGCAACUGUGGGCGCCAGCGUCACGUUGAGCAGCCUGAGUUUGCCGCCAUAUGCGGCUCUGAUUGUGGAAUCUGUUUAGGUGUCCCUUAAAUUAUUUGCCUUGUCAUAAGUUAUCAAGAAUAUAUAUGUGUGUGUGCUCGCAUGUAAAAGUCA
This is a messenger RNA of Drosophila novamexicana, 1870 nucleotides long. RefSeq names its product maltase A1. Lineage: Eukaryota; Metazoa; Arthropoda; Insecta; Diptera; Drosophilidae. Gene Ontology annotation, biological process: carbohydrate metabolic process. The record is from RefSeq and is a predicted model, not a curated record. The transcript has 3 exons. Bases 276 to 1796 code for a protein of 506 amino acids.